CCCACCUACAAUAACUGCAUAACAACUCUGAAUCUUGUGAAGGAAUCUGUCUAGAAGACAUUGCUCUCAGUUGUGAUGGCUACUUCGUUUACUUCACUGCCUAUUAUCGACGUCAGCGCUUUAGCGACUCCACAGCUUGCAGGUGCGGACCGAGAUGCACUGAGCGCGCAAUUGUACGAUGUAUUUUCGACGACUGGUUUUGCAUAUCUCGUUAACGCGCCGUUGAGCUUCGACGAAGAGGAGUUGUUCGCUCUUGCAAAGAGGUUCUUUGUCCUCCCGCUGGAGCGGAAAAUGAAGCUUGCUAAGAAGUCUUUCGUGCCGACGCAUGCGAACACUUACCGAGGAUACUUUCCGACGCAACCACGUCUUGCUGAAGAUAAUUUAAAAGAGGGAUUUGAAAUUGGGUCUCCAGAUGCCAGUCACUUAGGGCCAGGGUCGCCGACGAUCAAGACCAACAUCAACCUAUCGGAAAGAAAUGUCUGGCCCUCUGAUGAUAUGUCACAGUUUCGUGUUCGUUUGGAGCAGGUCUAUGGUGAACUCCAGACACUUGCAUCGAAACUGCUCUCUUUGCUUGCAAUGUCUCUGGGUCAAGACUCCAAGAGCUUCGAUUCCUGGCUUGUAGACUCUCUGAGUACUCUACGCAUCCUUCACUACCCUCCCGUGCCUCCGGAAAAUGUCAAGUCUGCCAACGACACGGAAGUCAAGUUGAGUUGCACACCACACACAGAUAGUGGCAUCUUAACUCUUCUCCACCAAGACAGCACGGGCGGCCUUGAGGUUCUCAAUGCAGGUGGCGAGUGGAUUGCCGCGCCUUACAUCCCCAAUUCGGUGGUUGUCAAUAUUGGAGAUUUGAUGGCGAGCGUUUCGGGUGGAAAAUUCGCUGCGACGAUGCAUCGUGUCCGAGCGCCUCCGCCGAGAUUGGACGCAGCUGGUUCUCCGACGGGGCGAUUCAGCAUUCCGUUCUUUUUUGAGCCUGGCGAAGCUUGUGUAGUAACUCCUGUGGUUGGUGAUGGCGAAUCAGUUGUAUACGGUGAGCAUAUCAGGAAGAAGAUGGCGACGUGGGUCGAAUUUCAAGAAGACAGCGGGUAUGACACUGGAACCACCGAGGAGAUCUGACCGAUAAUUGAAUGCCGACUUGCCUCACUGGAAAGAAAACAAUUGAGCUUGAUUGAUGAGAUGAUGUGUUAUGACGUGCACUAAGUAUUGAUAAUUGUACCAGGAUUCCCAAGUAACCAAUAUUGAAUAGCCGAUAAUAUAGC
This is a messenger RNA of Aaosphaeria arxii CBS 175.79, 1259 nucleotides long. Its product is annotated as putative isopenicillin N synthetase. Lineage: Eukaryota; Fungi; Ascomycota; Dothideomycetes; Pleosporales. Bases 76 to 1116 code for a protein of 346 amino acids. The transcript has 2 exons. The record is from RefSeq and is a predicted model, not a curated record. Gene Ontology annotation, molecular function: dioxygenase activity.